AUGGCAUCAAUUCAAGCACCGGCGGAACUUUACAGGUCCAAGCGCCUGCUCUAUCGAGCUCCAGAGGACUCCGCAGAGGACAGGGAAUUCAUUCAAUAUUCCAUCCUCAACGACAGCACCAUCCAGACAAUGAGCACCAUGCGCCUCAAGCGUCCACAGCAUAAAGCUUCCGCUGAAGACUUCAUCAAGAGAUUUCAACAAGCCAUCCUUGGAGUAUUGAUCUGUCUUCCUGCCCCGAAUCCCUCUGAAAAUGGGGAUACGAAGACUGGCUCUGAGACUAAAUCCUCAAUCCGAGCCAAUCAUACCACUGAAUCAAUCCCAAUUGGCCACUUGAGCAUCUUCAGUGUACAGGGAGAAGAUACUGGUCAUCACAGAAAUGUAAUGAUGGGUUUAUCCUUCGCAGAAGGAUACCGGGGCCGAGGGUACGGCGGCGAGGCGGUAAACUGGGCUCUCGACUGGGCAUUUAUGCAUGCAGGAUUCCACAGGAUGUGCAUCAGCGCAUUUUCAUUCAACCACAACGCACUAAAACUUUAUAGAAAGCUUGGGUUUGUGGAAGAAGGCCGGGAACGUGAGGCUGUACGACACUUUCGGGGCUGGCAUGACAUUAUCAAUCUAUCUAUGCUGGAGCAUGAAUGGGAGGCAUUGAGGGGUAUACGGUCGAACCAAUCGGACACCAUCCCCAGUUCUCUCGCUGAACCCAUCAAUCAGUGA
Molecule: messenger RNA, 711 nt
Organism: Penicillium soppii
Lineage: Eukaryota; Fungi; Ascomycota; Eurotiomycetes; Eurotiales; Aspergillaceae
Product: GNAT family N-acetyltransferase
Exons: 1
Coding region: 1-711 (236 amino acids)
Molecular function (GO): acyltransferase activity, transferring groups other than amino-acyl groups
Source: RefSeq, a predicted model, not a curated record